AGGGGGCGUGGUGAUUGCGCCAUUUAGCAGUGGUGCCACUCUGCUACAUGAUUUACCAGUUUAAUGGUUUGGUCACCGAAUUGAAUCCACGUAUUUUAUGUGAUAGCGCUAUCAAUACCUAUGUAUUUUCACGGACAAAUUCAAAAACGAGAACGCAGACUAACUUUUAAGUUUGUUUUCGAGGCGCAGGAAGGCUGAAUCAAACCAACGUGAUGAGCGGGGAUGUGGUUCAUGACAAGAUCCACUUCCGACACGACCCGAAGUGGAGCAGCCGCCUGGCGCCUGCAGAGGGCGGGGGGCGGCUGGUCUGCGUGGCCUGUGUCCUUGAAAUGAUGGAGAGCGAAGAUGUUGCGUCAGUGAGGAAGUCCUAUGCCUUGUCUGGUGUCAGUGGGGUGCUGAAGUGUUCUCCGGGGGCCAUGAGAGAGCUGCUCCAACAGGACCACAGAGUCUCCAUGUGUUUUACAGCUUCAUUACUCGGGAUGCUUCACACCGCGGAAGACACUGUCACUCUGGAAAAGGUUCACCAAGUGCUGGUUCAGCUGCUUUUGGAGCUCCAGAGCGAGGUGUUAUUUCGCUUUGUUGUGGAUGAGAUACACAAACAGCUAAGUGACCAGCUCAGCGUGAAAGCAUUCUGGCCCAUAUUGCACCUCUUGGGGACCCUGGUGGAAGCAGUCCCCAACGUGGCCCAUAGCCUGGUGACUCAGUAUGUGCCCUUGCUGGAGCAUCUGUGCUCAGCCUUGCUCUACCCAGAUGAAGCACUGAAGGCUUCAGUCCUGUACGUGUGGCUCAAACUGUUUGGGGGAUCGGCAGCCCAGUCUUUGCCCGUUGCCAUCAGGGACAGAGUGUGUAUCCUGUUGCUGCAGACCUUGGCCAAUGCAGGCUCCCCGCAGCUCAUCAAAAAUUGUGUUGGCCUGCUGUGGCUGUUGGUGCAGCUGGGAGAGGCCGUGUCAGUUAUGAUGAACAGCCCUGACACUCAGAUUGCGUGUGAUGAGAACCAGAGCAUCCACACCAGCAACGGCCAGCUCGUCUGCCAGAACCAAGAGCAACAGUCUCUGGACCACUGCCGUUUGCCCCUCAUACUGAAACAGUUGCUGCUGGGUGGUGAUGAGAUGUUGCAGGUCACCAGUGCUAAGUGUAUUGCAUCUGUCCUGGUUCAUUCUCCUAUUCAGUACAGCGCUCCCUUCAUCAAGGCAGACGUACCUGAGUUUCUGUUUGACCGACUGGCCAGUACGAAGAGUGAGGCGCUGCUUUGGUCUGUGUACAGCUGUUUACUGUUGCUAACAGAAGACCCACUAUUCUUCUCCCAGUGCCACUCUGUCUAUGGUAUCGAAUCCCUGGUGCGCAGUCUGAAGGAGGCGCUGUGGCUGUCCAACCAAGGAGUGCAGAAACAAGGCUUGCUGCUCCUUAGUGAGAUACUGGAGAGGCAGCCCCCAGGUGUGCGUUUGUUCCCCAGUGGUCCAGGGUUUGCGGCGGUUUCAGAGGCUGUGAUAGCCGGAGUCUCCUCCUCCUGCCUGCUGGUAGCCACGCAGGGUGCCAGCGCUGCCUCCGCCCUCUUCAGAUUGAACCACCAGUCCAGACCAGUACAGUACAGCGAGGUCGAAAAGCUGGUGGAGGCUGUCACCAACCGAUUCUCUGAGCUACCUUUACUUUCUUAUGCUCAUCGGAGAAGCUCUCGGAGUGUGCAGUGGUCAGGCCUCAGCAGCCAAGCUUCCAGGUCUGAAGGGUUUCUGCUCCAGGCCCUGGUUUGUUUUCAGGCGGCCUGCAGGUUGGCUGAGGAGUGUGCAUCAGAGCCUGUUCUGAAGGAGAACUCAUUCACAGCUCCAUCUAAACUCAACCAGGCUCAGGACACACUGGAGUCCCUGUGUCACUCUCUGCUUCACUGCUGUGACUCCAUCUGGAUACCCACUGUCAUUAGGAUGUGCGAGCGUGCACCCAGCGCUCAGAUGCUGCAGCACUUCUACUCCAUCCUGUCCUCCCAGUUCACCCUCCUCCCGCCUCUCAUGCCUGUCUUUGCAAAUAAGCUCGCGUCCUCUGGUUUCUACAGGCUGGCUCUGGAACACAAAGGCCUUCUCUGUGCAGGAAACAGGAACCCAGAUCUGAAUGCAUCUUGCUGUGGUUUUCUACAGAAACUCAGCGUGCGUCUGCUUUCCCAGUCAGACUCCUACCAGUACGAUGUUGAGGAGGUGGAGAAUCUCCUGCUACACAACCUUCCCUCUCUGUGCUGGCGUCUGUCAGACUGGCCCUCUCUGCUGCGCGAGGCCCCUGGACUCCAGCUGUGUGAAUAUAAAGGCCCAAGGGCCACGCAGUACUGUGUCCUGAUAAUACUACACCUUGCCUUGCAGCAAGGAGACAGGCUCCUCCCAGACCGCACCGUGUUCUCCAGCGUGCUGUGGCUGUUGCACUCAGUGCAGGAGCAGGGCGUCUGCUCCCUGCCUCGCCCGGUGCUCCGCUCUGCCAUCUACCUGCUGGCAGUAACACAAGACAAGAUCCACAGCCUUGACCGGGCUCCUUUGAACUGCAUCAGCAAGGCGCUCUCCUCUUGCCAAAGCUUCUCUUCCCUCUACAUUCACCAUCCUGCACUCCUUCAUUUCAUCUGCCGCUAUCCUGAGCUAGCAGAGAAGUUUGGGCCCUUGGUCCUGGAACUUUGGUUGACCAGGCAGACAGAGCACACAGAUGCAGGAGUAUCCAUGACAGACGUACAGGAGAAAGGAGAGAAGAGAGAAUGCCACACAGAAGAAAGGCAAGAUAAGAAGCCAGACACAGAAACUGCUGAGCUUCUUUCUCUGACAGAGAAGUACCCAGCUGUCAUACUGACCCUCCUGGACAUGCUUUGCACCAGGGAGGCCGCCCUGGCAGAGCGAGCCCUGGGGGUGCUAGAAGCGCUUUUGCGUGGUCACAGAGACUAUGAAGUAGAUUUGUGUGCCAAACUUCGACCAGCUCUUCUCCAGGCACUGCAGAGGUUCAGUGUGGAGAUCGUGGGCCAUGGUCAUGUACACACUAAAGAGGCAGUGAACUCACUCCCUCUGGUGCUGAAGCUGCUUUGUGCGAUGCAGGCUAGUGAUCUGCCUCUAUCGUCCUCCUACAGCGAGAUGGACGGCGUGCACUUCAAGCUGCUCUACCACGUAAGUAAUAUAGCGGGAAAGUUGAUGCCAACCAACACUGAGAGCCUGCUGCCUGCCCUCAGCUACCUGUAUUGCUGCCUGAGUCUGUGCCCUGCACACUGCACUGACAGAGCUGUCUCCAUGCUGCUCUCCAACAGUGGACUGAUGGACCAGCUGCAGACAGUCCUCUCCUCCUCCCCCUCUGCUCCAUCCCUCUCUCCAUCAGCCUGUCCUCCCUCAUCCCUGCUGUGCUGCAGCCAUCUACUCCUGUCCUCCCUCAUUACCUUGCAGCGUGUUCACUCUGCUCAGGUCCAUAAGAGCAUCAGUUGGAGUCUGGACACAGCAGUGCAACGGCUACUUGUUCAGAAAAGAAACACAGACAAUCUCUUGCUGGUCAGCUGCCUGAGGUUUCUGCAGACUCUACUCGACGUUGACCUCGUAUCGGCAGUUGUAUGUGUGAGCACUGGUCCUGUCUUGGUCGGGCCCAGACCCCCAGGAGUCCAAGACGGGGCUUUGUACCCACUCGGCCUCAGAGGGACAGAGUGCCUCUCAACUGCUCUCAGUGGACUUCUUUUGCAGAAGCACGAGCUUUUGCUGAGAGCCUCAGUCAACUGUUUGAGCUCCCUGCUGGGCUUCCUUCAGAGAAAGAGUCAUAUUACAGCAAAGUAUGUGGUGUGCCAGCCGUGGACUCGAUUCCUCCUCUUUUGCCUGCUCAGCUCAGGAGACUGCUGCCUUCUGCACCCUGCCAUCCUCAGACUCAUUACACUCGUGAGGGGUUUCACAAAAUCACACACGUGCCACUCAAAUCAACUCCUGCAGCACAGCAGCACGGCAGUGCGGUGGGAGCCUGACCUGCUCCAGGUGAUGGAGGCAGUAGAGAAGAGGGGGGUGAAAGAGCUCAGCCAAGAAGCAGCACAGGCCCUCGGGCUCCUCCUCACACAGAUCCACAGCAGUGUCCUGCAGCCACCACCCACAGAGGAGCACACGCAGAGAGUGAGGAAUAUGAUGGAGGCCCUCAGCCUACAGACACAAGCCGAGAGCUGCAUCCCCAGUCUGCCCAGCAACAUCCUCCGUGUUGGAGAUGUGUCCGUCUGGCUGUGUGAUUUUACACUGACAACAGGCUGACGUUCCAGCAAACCAACACACGCAGCUUAUAAAUGAUUAACUGUUAAUGUUUCUUUGAUUCAAAUAGGCCUUUUGUGUAAUUCAAAUUUACAUGUGGUGUUAAAAGAAGAUUUGCCCAAUUCAUCUGAGCUUUUGACAUUAUAAGACAAACCCAGCAGGAUAAAAAAAUCUCAGAUCUAAAACCCAUUUGUUCUCUUGUUAUAGGCCACCCUGUGUAAUGAUACUUGUUCUAUGUUCGACCAUUAAGUGCAGUUUACCAGUGAGUCUCUAUAAAUGUCCCGAGACCACCUAAAGGACACAAUCAGACACACAACCUCAAUUGGACAUUUUUGUGUUCAUAAAACCGUGAAUUCCGUUUUGAAUUCUACAACUGUUUAGUGAGAGGUUUGUGACAUUGAAACCUGCCAUUGGCGUCAUCGCUUGUUAUUGGCCCUGCCAGGUGGCCUUUCUGUUGAGUGGCCUUUCUAGCCAAUUAAAAUUAAAAAACACUAAAAUGAAAA
This is a messenger RNA of Scophthalmus maximus (turbot), 4726 nucleotides long. RefSeq names its product meiosis inhibitor protein 1-like. The coding region runs from base 213 to 4226 and encodes 1337 amino acids. The record is from RefSeq and is a predicted model, not a curated record. Gene Ontology annotation, biological process: meiosis I. NCBI's taxonomy places the organism in Eukaryota, Metazoa, Chordata, Actinopteri, Pleuronectiformes, Scophthalmidae. The transcript has 33 exons.